Malus domestica (apple) is the source of this 1981-nucleotide messenger RNA. RefSeq names its product ethylene-responsive transcription factor RAP2-12-like (gene AP2D11). Lineage: Eukaryota; Viridiplantae; Streptophyta; Magnoliopsida; Rosales; Rosaceae. Gene Ontology annotation, biological process: ethylene-activated signaling pathway; regulation of DNA-templated transcription. The record is from RefSeq and is a predicted model, not a curated record. Gene Ontology annotation, molecular function: DNA-binding transcription factor activity; DNA binding.
GUUUUCUUAUUAUUUUUCUUGGUCGGCAAAAGCAAGCAGUAAAAUUCAACCACCACAGAAGGGCAUUCUGGGCAACAAAAGCAGCGGCAUCUGCAAAUCUCCACAUUAACCAAGGACAAAAUGGUAAACUCACCAUCCGUCGUCGGCCAUUUCCCCGUAAGAAAAAAUAUAAAACGAUAAACCCUCAUUUUGUUCAGCAGAAAAAUAACGAAAGCUUUUCUCUCCCUCUCUCUGAUCGCUUGCUUUACUUCCAAAACACAAAAACCAGUCAGUGGAUUCAACUUUUUCACCUGAAAAAUCCCAACUUUUUUAAUUUUUCUGACACCCUUUUCAGCUGCAAGUCCUCCGUGAAACAGCAUAAUGUGUGGAGGUGCUAUUAUUUCCGAUUUCAUAGCGCCGGCGGCACGGUCCCGGCGGCUGACCGCCGACUACCUCUGGCCCGAUCUCAAAAAACCCAGUUCGGGAAAGCGGUUCUCGAAGCCUCUGAGGUCCGAAAUCGUUGACUUGGACGACGACUUCGAGGCUGAUUUCCAGGAAUUCAAGGACGAGUCCGAUGUGGACGAGGACGAUGAAAUGGUUGAUUUCAAGCCCUCUGCCUUCUCUGCCGGAAAGCCCUCUUCUGCCCGUGGUUCUACUGCUGUGAAAUCUGUGGAGUUCAAUGGGCAAGCUGAGAAAUCUGCAAAGAGAAAAAGGAAGAACCAGUACAGGGGAAUUCGCCAGCGCCCAUGGGGAAAGUGGGCUGCAGAGAUCCGCGACCCAAGGAAAGGGGUUCGGGUUUGGCUUGGAACUUUCAACACUGCAGAAGAAGCUGCAAGGGCAUAUGAUGCCGAGGCACGCAGAAUUCGUGGUAAGAAAGCCAAGGUUAACUUCCCUGAAGAAACCCCUCGUGCUUCUGCAAAGCGUUCUGUGAAGGCAAAUUCUCAGAAACUGAUACCCAAGACAAACGUGAAUGGCACUGAGUCUAAUCUGAACCAGAAUUUCAAUUUUGUGAACGACUCAAGUCAGGACUAUUACAGUGCUCUGGGUUUUCUGGAUGAAAAGCCAACAUUGAAUAACUUUGGGUAUAUGUCUACCUUCCUUGCCAAUGGAGAUGUUGCACUGAAAUCCUCUACUCCAUCCGAUCCUGCCCCCUUUUAUUUGAGUUCCGAUCAGGGAAGCAACUCAUUUGAUUGUUCUGACUUCGGCUGGGGAGAACAAGGCUCAAAGACUCCAGAAAUCUCAUCAGUUCUUUCUUCUGUGAUGGAAGAAACUGAUGACUCACUGUUUCUCGAGGAUGCUAACCCAACGAAGAAGCUGAAGCCCAACUCACAGGAUCUGGUGCUUCCUCAGGAUAAUGCAGGAAAGACACUGUCUGAUGAGCUCUCAGCUUUUGAGAUGAAGUACUUUCAGACCCCAUAUCUUGAUGGGAGCUGGGAUGCUUCAGUGGACGCCUUCCUUAACGGAGACGCAACUCAGGAUGGUGGUAAUCCGGGGGACCUAUGGACCUUUGACGAUCUGCCCGCAAUUGUUGGAGGAACUUUCUGAGAGAUGAACCUUACCCCAGCUUUCCAGUUUAUGUAAAUAAAGCUACAUGAUGUGUUUCGGGUUGGAGUACAUCUGUGCAAGCUGUUGACAUGGAUAAGGCUUGUACGGGGGAGCAUUUAAGCCGUAGCUAAUGGCGUAUGGAGAUCGUAUAGGUAAUGGGUCCACUUUCUCGUCCAAAGAACUUGUGGUUUCUGAACUUUCAUGUUUGUAACGAUGAAAUUGUGUGAGUUAUGAUGAUACUGAAACCUCAUAAUUCUGUACUUGUUUAAAUUUAUUUCGGUCUUCCUUUUUACAAGAGGCCAUCAGAUUUUGCAUUGUUUGGUUUUCAGUUCUAUGUACUUUUGACUUGGUGUUUGUAGAGAGAGAGAGAGAGAGAGAGAGAGAGAGAGAGAGAUCUGUAUGACAAUCUGACCUUUGAGGAUGACGGAAUUACCAAAAGGCCAUGCCAUUUUCGUUU